Molecule: messenger RNA, 1959 nt
Organism: Papilio machaon (common yellow swallowtail)
Lineage: Eukaryota; Metazoa; Arthropoda; Insecta; Lepidoptera; Papilionidae
Product: reticulon-4-interacting protein 1, mitochondrial
Exons: 12
Coding region: 180-1628 (482 amino acids)
Cellular component (GO): mitochondrion
Molecular function (GO): oxidoreductase activity
Source: RefSeq, a predicted model, not a curated record
UAAAAAAUAUCUCCAUAGAAACUUUACGUAUGUUAAAGUAACUAUCGACCAUAUAUUAUGGAAAUUAUGAUCUAUUUUAAGAGUGCAGAAAUUCGGUUGGGUUCUGUCCAAAGGUUAAGGUUUUGGGCAUGAGUUUGGACCAUUUGGGAAAAGAAGUUCCCGCCUGACGUGCCACUGACAUGGACGAAUUUAAACUUCGAGCUGGGGAGAAAUUAGAUGCACUUCACGAGGCUGCUAAAGCAGUGGCAAAUGGAGGAAAGAAUAGAGUACAGGAUGUCGCUUCACAAACAACUGAACUCAUAAGAAAGAUACAUGAAGCGUUCUUAGAAUUAUGGCAGAACGAGUUAUUCAUUGAGAGCAGAGAACGUGUUGGUGUGUGGACGAGAGAUGCGGUACAACGGAUCAAAGAUGGCGCCCCACCGCUGUCGCCUGUACUACUUUAUGAAGAACUGGUGGCACUGUUUAAGGAUAGAAUGUGGCGUCGAAGCGUGGCUUUAUUCGCAUGUGGCGUAGUACUUGGCGGUAGUGCGGGGUUAUUACUAGGUCUGCGGGCGUCGGGCCGCGUACCGAGUGGACCACAUGCGCGGGCGCUACUCGCUCAGCCCGAUAGAGCGGUACUGUUAGUGGACGAUGCGGUAACGCCAGGGGCGGGUCCGGGUGAGGUAUUAGUACGGGUACAAGCGUUCAGCGUGUGCGCACGGGAUCGCGCUGUGCUCCGCGGGCGCGCCGCCGCUCUACGACCGCUCAUCACCCGCUCACAACUAUCUAUUGGAAGGGGAUUUGCUGGUGUGGUACUGGACGCGGGGCCCGGGGUGGCGUUAGAGUUAGGGGAUGAAGUGUGGGGCUGUGUCAGUGAGUGGAGCGGAGGUGCUGCCAGUGAACUGCUCACCAUCAGAAGUACUCGUGUCAGCAAACGUCCUCGUGGCUUAGCAGCGGACACCGCCGCGUCUCUACCCUGGGCGGGGACUCUGGCAUUAGAGGCACUGGAUAAAGCUCCAUACGGACUCGAUGGAUGGAAGGGAAAAAGAGUGGCCAUUAUCGGAGCGACGACGGGCGAAGGCCUAGCGCUCCUGCAGCUGCUGAGCCGCAAGGGAGCCCGCGCCUGCACCGCCGCGCCGCACUCACAUCGCACCACGCUACAUGACUUUGGUUGUGCAGAAUUCAUAGAGACGGAUGGAUCGCGGUCGUGGGCUGGCAUAGAGGCGAGUGCUGUACGCGCCGGUCUUUGGGACGCGCUCUUCUGCUGCGACGCGCACCACACCCCGCCCGCCGCGCCGCACCACCUCGCCGCGCUCCUCAAGUCGACGGCUCCAAAACGCGCGUUCAUAGACUUGCGACCGAGCGUGUUGUUAACAGAUCGCCUGCCUACCCCACUUUGGCUACUGUUCUGUGCCACUUUCUAUACUUUUAAAGUAUUAAGACGUUUCCUGGGUCUUGGCAGCCACACGGACUGGAUGGAACUGGACUGGCAGCUGUCUCCAGGACUGGACCAGCUCGCUGCACUGGUUGACUCCGGGUACCUCACACCCGCACUCGAUAAGGUGUACCUACCCCAAGACUUCGAAGCGGCGUUAGCGCACGCGUGCAGUGAUGAUGCUAUCGGUACCACCGUCAUUAGGUUCCCGUAAUCUUAUUAAAGAAUAGAAGAAGAAAAGAACCUUCUUACAAACGGAAUGUCUACUGUAAGAUGUAAGUCUUCCGACUUGACGACGGUCCAAGUGACUUUAGUAACUUUGAACGACGGUCCAAGUGACUUUAGUAACUUUGAACGACGGUCCAAGUGACUUUAGUAACUUUGAACGACGGUCCAAGUGACUUUAGUAACUUUGAACGACGGUCCAAGUGACUUUAGUAACUUUGAACGACGGUCCAAGUGACUUUAGUAACUUUGAACGACGGUCCAAGUGACUUUAGUAACUUUGAACGUCGGUCCAUUUUAUGAAAGGCCUACAAUGAAAU